Messenger RNA from Globicephala melas (long-finned pilot whale), 1926 nucleotides. It is a transcript of the gene TMEM237, whose product is annotated as transmembrane protein 237. Lineage: Eukaryota; Metazoa; Chordata; Mammalia; Artiodactyla; Delphinidae. Gene Ontology annotation, cellular component: ciliary transition zone. Gene Ontology annotation, biological process: cilium assembly. The record is from RefSeq and is a predicted model, not a curated record.
GCGAAGCCCCCGCCUCCCGCAGGUCCCGGAGGCGGCGGCGUAGCGGGGAGCCAGGCUCCGGCCGGCGGCUGUUGCGCCGAGAGAGCCAGGCCGGCACAGCGCCAUGAGGGCGAACUCGGGGCUCCGGGUGGAGGAGGACCACCCGGUGAGCGGUGAGCGUCCUCCACGAGCUCUUCCACCUGUGCCAAGUGCUAAUCAAGAUGAUAUUCCACUUAGUCGUCCUAAGAAAAAGAAGCCCAGAACAAAAACCACGCUAGCUAGUGCUUCUUUGGAAGGUCUUGUUCAGACUGCUGUUCACAGGCCACCUGAGGGCAGUGAGCCACCAACUAAAGACCCCAUAGAACAUCAAGAAGCUCCUGUUCAAAGGAGACAGAAGAAGACGAAGCUACCUCUUGAACUGGAGACUGCCUUUACCCAGAAGAAGACUUCUAGUGCAUCUUUAUUACCAAAUGAAAAUGGUAUCAACGUGGAGCCAGCUGAGGAGCCAGCUAUUCAGAAACCUCGAAGGAAGACAAAGAAAACCCAGCCAGCAGAAUUACAUUAUGCCAAUGAGCUAGGAGUUGAAGAUGAAGACAUAAUUACUGAUGAGCAAAGUAGUCCAGAACAACAGUCUGUACUGACUGCACCCACUGGUAUUAGCCAGCCUGUAGGGAAAGUGUUUGUGGAAAAAAGCCGGCGAUUCCAGGCUGCUGAUCGCUCAGAGUUGAUAAAGACCACAGAAAAGAUAGACGUGUCGAUGGACAUGAAGCCUUCCUGGACCACCAGAGAUGUUGCACUGUCAGUGAACCGGGCUUUCAGGAUGAUUGGUCUCUUUUCUCAUGGCUUCUUGGCUGGCUGUGCUGUGUGGAAUAUUGUUGUGAUAUAUGUUUUAGCAGGAGACGAGCUUUCUAACCUCUCAAACCUUCUGCAACAAUACAAGACGUUAGCAUAUCCAUUCCAGAGUCUUCUCUACUUGCUUUUGGCUCUAAGUACAGUUUCAGCUUUUGACAGGAUUGACUUUGCUAAAACAUCAGUAGCCAUCCGAAAUUUUCUUGCCCUGGAUCCAACAGCUUUAGCAUCUUUCUUGUACUUUACUGCUCUUAUAUUAUCUCUGAGUCAACAAAUGACAAGUGACAGAAUCCACCUUUACACACCUUCUUCUGUUAAUGGUAGCCUCUGGGCAGAAGGAGUUGAGGAACAGGUUCUCCAGCCAUGGAUUGUGGUGAAUCUGGUGGUGGCCCUUCUGGUUGGAUUAUCUUGGCUUUUUUUGUCUUAUAGGCCAGGCAUGGAUCUUAGUGAAGAGUUGAUGUUCUCCUCUGAUGUGGAAGAAUAUCCUGAUAAAGAUAGAGGAAUCAAAGCCUCUUCAUAGUGCCAACUCACCUUCAGAGUAAUUACCUAGUAUUUAGAAUUUUUCCCAUUCUUGUUUUUAAAUGUAUUUUUAUAAGAUAUUUACAGAUGUAUUUGGAAUUGAUUUUUCGAUUAUAUAAUACUGAAGAAUUUCUCAGGAUUAUGGAAAAUGUUAAAAUUGUAUCUGUGAUUUAUACUCAACCAUUAAUUUCCAUAGCAUUAUUGUCUUUAUGACAAAGGAGAUGCUGAGGUAGAAACCAGCAGGUGAAAGUGUUUAUUUCCUGUUUUCUCAAAUUAGUUGCAUUUAUAAUCAUUAUCUUUAAAAGUACUGUAUACAGUGCUUUUAAAAAAGCCAUAACUUUAGUGUUACAAAAUAGGUUUAAACAUUAAUUUAGGGAAUAGGGAAGAAGGGGGGAAAAAGGACCUUCAUUAUUUUUCAUGACUCCUUACUGAAUAAAUUGAAAUAUGAAAUUUGGUUUUUUUUGAAACUGGUUCAGUGGUUGUGUAUCAUGUAAUAAGUCUAAUGUAAUGUAAUUUAGCUUGAAAGAUGCUUUAUUUCAUGGCUAAUAAAAAGGAAAUGUAACUUUUAUUUGAAAAGUU